AUGGGGAAAGCGCUUAAUCCUUCGGAUGGCUUUAACAGCAAAAUGAGAUGUCAGGUGCAGAAUUUGCAGGAUGAACGUCAGCAGCUGGCUCCAGGUGACCCUACAGCGGGGGAGCAUGUGUCCAGUCUGUGUGCUGCAGAGCUGCAGGGCAAAAUCCAGCAAUUUGAAGCUGCCAACAAGUUGUUACAGGAAAAGCUAAAUGAAUUGAACUUUGAAUUAAAAUCUGCCCAAGAAACAUCGCAGAGGCAAGAUCGUACAAUCCAGAGUCUGAAUGAGGCCCUGAAGAGCAAAGAGAGUAAGACAGAAGAGCUGUACCAUAUCAUUGAAGGGCAGAAUGAGACAAUGGCCAAGCUGCAGGACAUGUUACACAGAAGCCGUCUGGGACAGUUACAGAUGUCGGAGAAGCCACUCUCAACCCAGGAGCAGCAAAUGUCACUGCUAGAUCUUCAGAACACACUUUUCUGCACCAAGCUGGAGGUGCAGAAACUGAAAAGAGCUCAGUGCCAGAAGGAGCAUCAACUGGCUGAAUCCAGGAGAGCAACCCAGCUCCUAGAGACCAUGGUGCAUGAGGAAGAGCAGCAGAAAGAGGCAACCAGGAAACACAACCAGGAGCUGCGUGCUGUGGUACAGCAGCUGCAGGCAGAGCUGCAGGAAAAGACUCAGCAGCUCCAGACUGUGGAGUGGGAGAAAUGCCGUGAGCUGCAGGCCCAGGCGCAGAGAGCUCAGUGUUUGAGUCAGCAUCUUGCUCGUAAGGAACAGCUUCUGCAGGAAUCAAGGGAGCUUCUGCAGUGCCAGCAAAGCUUGGACAAGAGCCCUGCUGCCGUGAAUGCCAUGCUGGAGAAACUGCAGCAGCGAGUCAGUGACAGGGAUGCUGCUCUGGAGCGAGCAGUAGAUGAGAAGUUCUGUGCCCUGGAGAAGAAGGAGCAAGAGCUGCAACAACUCCAUCUCUCAAUAAGGGAGCGUGGAAGUGACCUGGAGAGACUGCGCAAUGUCCUAUCCAGCAACGAGGCCACCAUUCAUAGCCUGGAGAGCCUCCUGAAAGCCAAAACCCUGGAACUAGAGCAGGUCUCAGCAACCUGCCAAAACCUCCGCUGGCUCAAGGAGGAGAUCGAGGCCAAAUCCUGCAGCAGGCAGAAGGAGCAGGAGGGGAUCAUCCAGCAGCUGCAGACCUGCCUGCAUGACAGGAACAAAGAAGUGGAGGAGCUUACAGCAACUCUGCUGUGCAAGCUGGGCCCAGGGCAGAGCGAGGUAGCAGAGGAGCUGUGCUUGCGUCUCCAGCACAAGGAGAAGAUGCUGCAGGAUCUCCUCAGUGACAGGAACCGUCAGACCAUGGAGCAUGAUGCAGAAAUCCGGGAGCUGCUGCAGGCCAUGAGCACCAAGGAGCAGCAGAGCCGAAUGGCUGCUGAGAAGAUGGCGCACGCUUUGGCUGAAAGGAGCAGUGAGUUACAACUCCUACGCCAGCAUGUGUUGGGAAAGGAGCCUGUCGGGACCUUGUUGGCUGGUGCCAGGCUGUUGAAGCAGGACAAACAGCCCAUACAAGAAGUACUGCAAAGAGCUUGUGGAGCUACAGCCAUUGCCGGACCCCCACAGGGGGACAGCAGCUGCAGGACAGAGGGAGUUACGACGUCAGCAGCAGAACUGGAGAAGGAUCUUGUUAACGCCAAAGAGGAGCUGGAGCUAAUGGCAAAGAAGGAAAGGGAGAGCAGGCGGGAGCUCACUGCUCUCCAGUCUGUUGUGGCCACGCAGGAGGAAGAGCUGCAGGUGCAGGCCUCGGAUAUAGAGUCCUUGACCAGGACCAUCCAGAUCAAAGAGGACCUCAUCAAGGAUCUGCAGAUGCAGCUGGUGGAUCCUGAAGAAAUUCCAGCCGUGGAAAGGCUGACACAAGAGGUGCUGGUGCUUCGGGAGAAAGUGGCCAUAGCAGAGUCACGAGGACAAGAGACUACUGGAAACAGAAGGCAGCAGUUGUUACUGAUGCUGGAAGGGCUGGUGGCUGAAAGGAAUCGGUUAAAUGAGGCUCUCCAGGCAGAGAGGCAGCUCUAUGGCAGCCUGGUGAAGUUUCACACGCACCCAGACAGUGCUGCGAGAGACCACACUCUGCAGGUGGAGCUGGAGGGUGUCCAGGAGCUCCGGGGACAGCUGGAAGAAGCUCUUGGAAGAAGCCUGGAGCGUUUGAGCAGGCUGGAGACGCAGGGCACCAUAGGAGGUCAGGCCACAGGGAUAAACGCUGAUGAUGCCAGCACUAACUUCACCGACAGCAUCGAGGAGGAGGCAGCCCACAGCGCAGCGACCCGCUAUAGCAGCCCCCUGGCCCCUAAGGAAACUGAGGGCACUGAGAGGGCCCCGAUAGGGAGCACGGCACCUGCUGUGCCAGAGCGGGAGCUGAAGGCGAUGCUGAGCCUGUGCCUAGAGAACGCGGAGCUGAAGGAGCGAAUGGGUGAAGCCACGUCACUGCUGGAGACUGGGGAGCCGGAGGAGGCUGGGCUGGGAAGUCCCCCGGCCCCUGAGCCCCGCAGGCUGCAGAGGAAGAGCCGCACUGCCCUUGGGGACCACCCAGCUGGUGGCAGCAGAGAUGGCCAGGGGAUUCCAGCAGAGAGGGGAACCGUGCCUGCCAAACGCCCAGCGCUGGAGGCGCGAUCCCAGGAUGACGUGCCCAAGAGACCCUGCCCUGAUGUCCCAGGUGGAGGGAAUGAGAGCCACGUGGAGGGCACAGCCCCAGGUAGGGGCUGGCUGCGGCUGGGCACGGAGCUGCGCUCCCAGGUAGCGCAGGGCCAAAGGCAGUGCCAGGAGCUGCAGGACAAGCUUGCUGCCUCAGAGGCCACAGUGCGGGCACAAGCUGAGCAGCUGGAGAAGUACCAUGUCCUGCUCCGUAACUGAUGGGGCUGCCUGGCAGGUGAACCCCACGCCCAGCAGCUCAGCAAGCAAGUGCAGGUGGAUUUCCAGGACCUGGGCUAUGAGACGUGUGGGCGAAGUGAGACUGAGGCUGACCGGGAUGAGACCACCAGCCCUGAGUGUGAGGAGCCAGAUGUAUUCAGCGAGCCCAGCCUGGGCGAGGAGCUAGGGUCCCCACGCCAGCCAGGGAUGCCCGGGGUGGGCAAGGCUGUCCAGAAAGCCAUAACCCCGGUGGACGUGGGAGCCCUGUACCAGCACAUCCAGGACCUCAAGGCACAGCUGCUCAAUGCCAACAAGGUGAUCCAGAGCCUGCAACGCCGUGCCCGCUCUGUCUCCGUCACCAGUGGCUAUGUCUCGGGCGCCGAGCGGCCCCUGCCGGGUCCCACAACCCUGGCCUCGCCAGCCCACAGCCUCACUGAUGAGGACGAGGGCUGGCAGUCAGACAGCCAUGGCACCCUCUGCCCGCCCGCCCUGCGGGCGCACCGUGACCUGCAGCACCUGGUGCACCGCGUUGCACUCCUUGAAGCGCAGCUGCCCACAGCCAAGACCGGAGGUGUUUUGCCCAAGGAGCUGCAAUCUGCUACCUGGCCAGGGAAGUACGACUCGCUGAUCCAAGCGCAGGCUCGGGAGCUCUCCCACCUGCGGCGGGAGGGCCGUGGGGUGAGCCGCAGCCUGGCCCAGCAUCUGCGUGGUGCCCUGCGGUCUUUCGAGGAGCUCCUCCGUGGCACUGACAUCGACUACUACCUGGGCCAGGGCUUUCGGGAGCAGCUGGCCCAGGGCAGGCAGCUGGCUGAGAAGCUCAGCGACAAGCUGGGCACAAGAGAUCGACAAGAUGGGGAGGAUAAAACCAGCCACGAACUCCUGGCAUUGAGGCUCAGUCGGGAGCUCCAGGAAAAGGACAAGGUGAUUGAGAGCCUGGAGGCGAAGCUGCAGGAGCGCUGUGAGUCUCCAGGCAGCAGCCACCCACCCUCCGAGUCAUCCCGCUCUGCCACCAGCACUUCCUUCGUGUCCGAGGGGCUGGAGCCCUGCUCCGACGGGGAUGUAGCCAGCGAGUGCAGCCAGUGCCGUGAAGAGCCUGCCCGACUCGCAGGCUUUCAAUUUGAUUCCUUGUCCCAACCCGUCAGUGCCCCGCUGCCUGCGCUGCCCUCCGGGCCGCCACCCUUCCUGCCUGCUGGGCCACCCCUUCCCACUGCCACCCCGCUCCUGGGCUGCUGCAAAGCCCCUGGCUGCUCCCUGGCUGAGGCGCAGCAGGAACUGCAGGUGCUCCGGAGGCAGCUGGGAGAAAGUGUGAUGCUGCCUGUGGCACCAGCAAAGCCCACAGCCUCACUGGGCCCCUUUGGAGAGGACAGCAAAGCCCCAGCAUCGCUCUGCCGGCAUGGUGCGCUGCAGAGUUUGGCUGAGCCCCCCAGGGCCGCUGAGACCUGCACCCUCUGGGAUGUACCCGCUCCUGGCCAGCCACUUUAUGGGGCCCUGCCGUCGGGGUACCCCUCCAGCCAGAAGCUAACGGGGGCAGAUCUGCUGGAAGAGCACUUGGUAGAGAUCCGCAGCCUGCGCCAGCGUCUCGAGGAGUCCAUCUGCACCAACGACCGGCUCCGGGAGCAGCUUGAACGCCGCCUGGCCUCCGCCGGCAAGGCCAGCGGACUGUCCAGUGAUGUCUACACCCAGGGGCUGGAGCCAGGGCUGCAGCUGAGUGGGGAGAACCAGGCUCUGCGUGAGGACAACCGGACCCUGCGGCUCCAACGUGACCACUUCUCCCAAGGUAGGGCCAGGCCAUCAGUGCUGCAGCACACAGUGACGCUCCUGCAGCAGCAGUGUGAGGAGCAUCACCUGCUCCUGCAGACUCUGCGUGCGGAGCUGCAUGUCUACGAGAGCCUCCCCGGCCCCUCUGCCCAGACACGUACAGAGCCACGUGGGGCAGACCCACCAGCGAGGAAGAGCGACGGACCAACGGAGGCUCAUGUCAUCGGCCAGCUGGACACCUAUCAGGCCCUGGAGCAGCGCAUCCUGGAGGGGAAGGCACUGGCCCGCGAGCUGAUAUGUCUCGCGCGCCCAGCACUCAGGCUGCCCAACUGCCAGCUCCUGGGAAAAGAGGCCCCAGGCUGGGCAGGCGCAGGGCACCUCUGGGGCAGCGCCAGCACACUGCACCGCAUCCUGGAGGAGUGCGUGUCUCUCCUUGCCGCCUUCUGGAGCACCGUGCUGCCCAUCGGCCCUGCCCAGCACCAGGGCAAGGUAAGCCCCAGGCCGAGGGCUGGCAGGGCUGGAUCGUGCUGGCCACUCAUCGUGCUCCUCUCGUCCCAGGAGCAAGCGCUACAGGGCGAGAUCACCACGCUGCGUGCCCAGCUCUCCGAGAGGGAGGAUGCUCUGCAGAGCACGGCCGAGCAGCUGCGCAGCACAGCCCGGCUCAAGGACAGCAUGGAGCAGUUCAUCGUGAGCCAGCUGACCAGGACCCACAACGUGCUGCGCAAGGCUAGGACGAACCUGGAGGUGAAGGCCCAGCAGGCCCUGUCUGUCGCCUGA
This is a messenger RNA of Tauraco erythrolophus (red-crested turaco), 5406 nucleotides long. NCBI's taxonomy places the organism in Eukaryota, Metazoa, Chordata, Aves, Musophagiformes, Musophagidae. The record is from RefSeq and is a predicted model, not a curated record.